Molecule: messenger RNA, 2430 nt
Organism: Aegilops tauschii subsp. strangulata
Lineage: Eukaryota; Viridiplantae; Streptophyta; Magnoliopsida; Poales; Poaceae
Source: RefSeq, a predicted model, not a curated record
GGUCGUUCGUCGUUCGUCGUUCGUCGUUCGUCGUUCGUCGUUCGUGGUUCUUCGUUCUUCGUUCUUCGUUCGCACGCACGCUUCAAGGGAAUGUCGGGAUUGUGGUUGCUGAAUGGGGACAUUGAUAAGGGUCAUCGUGGUGCGAUAUGGUAUGAGCGCAAGCUUGAGCCUCUCGUCACUCGCACUCCUAAGGAAAACUGGAAGAUACACUCAGGAUGGCUUCAGCGGUUGAAAUGGGCCGGCCUUUUACCUUUCGCGCGUCUGGUUGAGUCUAUCCCGGGUGAGAAAUGCGUCGCCAUCGAUGGGUCUUUGCUGAGCUGCUUAGUGGACCGUUGGAGGCCAGAGACCCACACGUUUCACUUCAGAUGGGGAGAGAUGGCUCCUACUCUGGAGGAUGUGUCACUUUUGCUCGGACUACCGUUGGCAGGUCAUGCCGUAGGACCGUUGGACGCACCGGCUGGUUGGGAGCGAGCUCUUACAGAACGUUUUCACGGUGUUUUUCCGGAUGCUCCCGAUCCGGUAUGGGAGCAUCACGGACCUAAGUAUGAGUGGUUGCUAAAUUUCCGGAUCCAGAACUUCCGGGCGCCCUUGACUGCGGAACAGAUCACUCGGAGCCUCGAGGCCUACUUACUGUGGCUUUUCGGCAAGGUGAUGUUCACGGAGAACCAUGUCACCACUAUCAGCGCCCUCUACAUCCCUAUGGCACUCGAGAUAGCGAGCGCUCAGACGGCGGAUCAGAUCAGACAGAGGAGUUGGGGUUCGGCGGUGUUAGCGGCUACAUACCGAGGUAUGUGCAACGGUUGCCAGCUUACAUCGAGAAAGCCAGCCCUUCUUGGAUGCCCUCUAUUCCUACAGCUGUGGUCGUGGGAGAGGUUCUCUAUAGGGCGACCAGAUGUACGGGUUCAUGAGCCUAUAGACGCCAUGUUUGAUGUUGAGGGCAUUGACAUGCCUACUUUUGGUCUGUGUUGGACUCGUCGCAAGAGACGCUUUGCUAGUGAUCAGACCAGGAAGGCGUACACAGCAUUGAACGAGCAGUUCGAUGCGUACACCGGGGUCAUCUGGCAGCCCUACACGGAAGCAGCCAUACAAGCGAGAUACCCUGCUGGUAUGUCUGUGCUAUGCAGAAGGGACCGAGAUUACUGGAUGACAAAAUCGAAGAUCAUCUUCGAUGUCUUCGUCGAGGAGAUGGCACAACAGAGGGUUAUGAGGCAAUUUGGUCUUCUGCAGUUGGAGCUACCUCCCCCUAUAGAGAACCCGGUGCCAGCACACAUCCACAGGACGACAAGGAAGGGCAUGAACAGGACAACUGCUGACUGGCUAGUUAGACUAGAGCCGUAUGUUAUAGAAUGGGAGACAGCAAACACAAAUCUAUGGCACGAGAAUCACAAUUUCGAUCUCGAUCAAUUCAAUCUCUAUUUGCGGCGCUACAUGACCGGAACACGGUUACGCAUUGUUGAGUACUCCCACCCAGAGGAGUUACCGGAUCCUACUCCGUCGGAUAUGUACCCGAGCUAUGAUACUUCGGGCUCUAGGCAGUACGCGGCUACCUUGACACGCGAACUGUACGACGACGUGACCACCUUUGGACGAUCACUAUCGUCUGGACCUCUUCUUCAACAUCGUCCAGUGGUACAGCCCUUCUUGGAAAGAAUUCAGAAUAAGAUACGGACUGUGUACGAGGCUAUCACGUGCACCCGGAGAACCGAUGUUGUUCAGCACGAGCAGGAGCAGCCGCGUCACUCCAUGCAACGACAUCAACCACGUCCACGCCUAGCACAGCAGCCGACAACCAGGCCACCCCGUCCUGACCAACCUGGCAGUUCUACGUGGCACCCGCAGCACUAUGGUCCCACGUCGAGCUUCGUGUUUUCUCCACAGCCACAGCAACACGGUCCCUCGUCGAGCUUCGUGUUUUCUCCACAGCCACAGCAGCAGGGUCCCUCGUCCAGUUUCGUGUUUCAGCCAGAGCAGACGUCACACCCAGCAGGGGCCUAUGGAUAUCAGGCGUCUAUGUCGGCAUCACAUGAUACGUGGGGGAGUGAUCAACAUCCCGAGGACAACAUACAGGCUCAGAUGUCGCAGCACACCCAGUGGAUGAACAUGUUUUCGACUCCUCCACCAGGCCCCACACAGGAUACACAGCAUGACCAGGGAGAGUCUGAGAUUCCUCCUCGUCACGUUAGGGCACCCAACAGGUUGGGAUGGUCCCCGAUUCCAGAUCCGCCUCCCCGCCAGACUAAAUUCAUGUUGAAGCAAGGGUUGAAGGAAGACGAUUUUGUGUACUACGUCAGCAGGAAGCAUUCAGAUGGCCCUAGGGAAAGAAAAUUGAUUGACAUAACUGAUGAUGGCAAGAUUCAAGAAAUGCUGAGCGAAUGGGAAUGGAAAAGGGUUGUUCAGUUGCAUUGCUACAGGAAAUCGAGUUAUAUGUGA